Molecule: messenger RNA, 369 nt
Organism: Chondrus crispus (carragheen)
Lineage: Eukaryota; Rhodophyta; Florideophyceae; Gigartinales; Gigartinaceae
Exons: 1
Coding region: 1-369 (122 amino acids)
Source: RefSeq, a predicted model, not a curated record
AUGAAACCAGUCCCUCCAGUUACAACAAUUCGUUUCCCCUUGAAAAGUGGUUCCGGUGAGGUCAUGGCACGGUGCGAUGCUUUCCUUUGGAUACACAGUAAGCCUCAAGCCAUCAAAUGUGCUGAAUGGCACGAAAUCGAUCGCAGUUGUACAGACCUUCCCAGUGUCUCACGACUGACACGUGCGAUACACGUGUCAGAGAUGCGAAAGCAGGAUGUCAGCACCAGGAUGCGUCCAAAUUGGCAGCUGUUGCCCUCAAUAGCGAAAUGUUCAAGAAAGGAGUUCGAAUUGGGGCGUACGGCCACACGCCAGCAGGCAAGAUGCAGUGGCGGAUGGAGUGCCUCAAUCACAUACUUGGGGCCCCCGUAA